Messenger RNA from Lucilia sericata (common green bottle fly), 2674 nucleotides. RefSeq names its product polyadenylate-binding protein-interacting protein 1-like. The record is from RefSeq and is a predicted model, not a curated record. The transcript has 3 exons. The coding region runs from base 732 to 2309 and encodes 525 amino acids. Gene Ontology annotation, biological process: regulation of translational initiation. Gene Ontology annotation, molecular function: translation activator activity; RNA binding; protein binding. Lineage: Eukaryota; Metazoa; Arthropoda; Insecta; Diptera; Calliphoridae.
GCGGCACUUUCUAACUUGCAUUCGUGAGAAAUUUUCUCUCGUCUUCAGCAGCACACACUUCAUUUGUCGGAUUUUUUUGUGAAAAUAAUUGUCAUUUUUCAUUGAAAAUUUCAAUUAUUUAUUAAUAAUUUUGUGAUAUUUCUACUAAUUAAACUGUGUUUCGAAGAAAUUCAGCAAAAAUUCCUAGGAAUUUCAAGGAAAUAUUCACGAAAAUCAAGCUGGAAAAAAUUGGCAAAUAGGUAAUUUUUUUGUGUUCGUCUACAACAACUACAAUUUGAAUUAACGAAGUCAUUGUAUGAAGAAAAAAGGCUUUGUGUUUCAUUAAAUAGAAAAGUGUGUGUGUGUUUUUAACAUAUAUAAUAUAUAACCCCCAAAAAUCUUUUGAAAAUAAUUUCACUCGUGUUUUUUUGUGUGCAAAUUCUCCAACAAAAAAGGGUAAAAAAUUUAAGAGUUUUUUAAGUUUUCGUUUAAAGAAAAGAGAGAAAAAAACAGCAGUUUGUGUAUUUUAAGAGCAAGAUUUAAUUGAAACGGAAAAAAGUGACAACGCAACAAAAUAAAGAAGAAAGAAAGCAAGCAACAAAAACAACCAGCUGAACAAAACGAACGAAUUUAAGUAAAGUGAAAAAUAAAACAAUAAAACAAAUAUUGGACAACAAAUUCGAAAGGAAAACAAAAACAAAAAGUUUCCGUCUUAAUUAAAAGCGAGAGAAAACUACAGCUUUGCAAAAAAAAUGGAGAUUACACCAGGACGUGCCAUGUACAGUCCAGAUGAGGAACUUAAACCCUUAAGGCCUCCAAAAACAUAUCAUCCUGAAGCAGCUGCACCAUCUUCUAGACUUUCUGUCUAUGCGGUUGAAUUUGUGCCACGUUACGGAAAUGUUAUGCCACAUAAUGUACAAGAACGCUUACAGAAACAUCAGAGGCAGUAUAUACAAAAAAACUAUCAACAAUACCAACAGCCACAACAACAACAGCAGCCAGCAUCAUACCAACAACAACAACAACAGCAGCAAUCCUAUUCCAAUGGUUAUGGUAAUCAACAGCAACAACAAUAUCAACAAUCUACACAAAAUAUGAAUGCUCAAAUGGGCUCUAUGAAUAUUUCAACUGUUCAGGAUCGUUUACGUAACAGUAAUAAUGGUGGAGGACGUGGUGGUGGUGGUGGUAGUGGCUAUUAUCAACAGCAACGUGCCAGUGGUAGUGGUCAACAACAGGAUUAUCAUCAACAAAAUAAUCAUUAUCGUUAUAAUAAAAAUCAUCACAAUCAACAGCAGCAACCUCAUCAUCAUCACCAUAAUCAAAAUCGUUACAGUAAUAAUCAUCACUAUCAACAGCAGCAACAACAACAGCAGCAACAAUACCAGCAACAGUCGAAUGCCUCGGCUGUAGCUGAAAGUGCCAAUGAUAUGGAAAACAUUGCUUUGGAUUAUUUACAAACUGUGAUUCAAUGUCUUAAUCAAAAUCCUGGCCAAUUCGAUAGCAUUGCCACACGUUUCAUUACCAUUUUCGAUGGCAUGGAGAAUAACCACUAUGUUUUAUCCAUAGCCAUGGAGGAUAUAUUUGAUGAAUCUAUUAAAAAUCCCAAUUUCCGUUAUAUGGGUGCUAAACUGUAUAAUCUAUUGCACAUGUUAAAUCCCAGCAAGGAUUCUUUAUUUCAUACAUUGCUCAAAUUCAAACUUGAUUUUCAUCAGCAACAAGUGCGCGAAUAUAUGCAGAAUAAACAAGAAGCCAAGGUACGUGAAACUGCCUUAUUUCUGGCGGAACUUUAUAUGCAGCUAAGAGGUGAUGAUUCACGCAUCUAUCUCAUUGCUGAGAAUAUUGUAUUCUCAUUGAAAGAAUUACUUUCUAUGGAGGAUAAUAAGGAUAAUAUACGUUGCAUUUGUUUGACUUUGAAAUUGGCCGGCUAUGAUUUGACGGCAGAUUGUGCUGCAGAAAUGAAAGAUAUUAUUGCUAAACUGGAUGCCAUUAAUUGUCAAAAUCCAGGCAAAUAUCCUUUAGCCAAUAAUGUAAUUUCUCUGCAAAAGAACAAUUGGGGACGCAAAGCCAUAGGAGCUGAUUCUCUGGGCGAUCCUGAAACAUCAAAACUUCCACAGCCACUGCGUGACAGUGAUGAUCCGGUAUUCUAUGGUCCCGAUGGACGUGAAAUCACCGCCGAAGAAUGUGAAUUCUUAACUAAUGGAGCUGCCGGCACAGCCGCCUCUUCAGACAAUGAGGAUGAUAAUGAUGAUGUUGAUUUAGAUCCCGAAAUGGAUGAGGAGACUGAAAGAGAUUUUAAACUAUUUCUUAAACAAGCUAAUAACAAAUCAUAGGUUAUACAACCAAUAAACAUUUAAAACGAAUCAUCAUCAACAAACCAACCAACCACUAAACGAAAUGAAGAACCACAACAACAACAACAACAUAUUUUUAUCAUAUAAAGAAAACAAAAAAACUAAAUAUAAAAUAAAACCUAUAAAAAAACAAAACAAAACUAAAUGCUGAAAUUACAGUUUGCUUUCAAAAUAUGCUUAAAAGCACGAAAAAUUGUGAUGUUUAUAUAGUCUGCCGUAAAACAGAAAAAAAAUUUUUUAAACUUAAAUUUAUAAUAAUGUGAUAUAUAUUUUUCUCUAUUCUAACUAUUGUUUUGUUAGCAACAUUAUCAAGAUUAUCAAGAAAAAAAAAAGCAAAAUCGAAU